AUGGCUCAGCCGCUGGAUCUCGCAAAGACUCUCGUCAAGUCUGUUAUGCGUGCUUUCUACGAAACCCGCCACAUUCUGAUCAUCGACGCCUUGAUCAUUCACUCUGCGCUUCGAGACGAUGACUUGGCUUACCUGAUGGCGACGAACACAAAGGAUCUUCAUAAGGCAUGCGGAAAGCUCAGAGAGGACCGCUUUCUUGCUGUUUACACGAGACUGGAAUAUCGCGAAGACCCCAAGAACCCCGAGGCGAAACCCCGACCCGUCAACCGAACAUACUACUACAUAGACUACCGCCAGACCAUCGAUGCCAUCAAGUGGCGUGUGUAUACCGUCGACAAGCAGAUUCAAGGCACCACCGUGCCAGCGAGCGAACGCAAAGAGUACUUUUGCGGGCGUUGCAAAUCGGAAUGGACCCAAAUGGAGGUACUCGACAACGUUGGCCCCGAGGGUUUUGUCUGUCACCGCUGCGGCGCUCCCCUCACCCACGAUCUCGAGCGCAACUCAACCGGUCACGAGCAAUCAACCCGGCUGAACAAUCAGUUCAAGUUUAUCACCGAACUGCUGCCACGUAUCGACGAAAUGGUUGUACCGGACAACACAUUCGAUAUUGCGAUUAGCAAAGCCCUACCCGUUGUGCGCGACGCAAGCUACCAAUCCGUCACGACCAUACCCGUCUCUUCCCUGCAACCGACAUCAGUCAAGGGUCUUGAUAACGUCGGCCCCAAGUCGAUGUCCGUCAGUAUAUCCACAUCGGAUGGACCAUCGGAGGCAGAGAAGGCUGCAGAGAAGGCGCGCAAAGAGAAGGUCGCACAGCAGAAUGCGCUCCCCUCGUGGAUGUCGAAUAGUACUGUCACCGGCGAGUCCUUCUCAGCCCAAGCCGGCCCGACAUCUGCCACCAAGAUCGAGGAAACGGACGACAAGGACGCUAUAGUUAGGUCAGCAGACAACCCAGAACAUGCAGAACUGGACGACUACUUUGCUCGCCUCAAGGCUGAGCAAGAGGCUGAAGCGGCAAGGGCAAUGGAGGAGGAGGAGGACGAUGAUGACGAUGACGAGGAUACUUUUGAGGAUGUGACGCCAAGCGUCGAGACUCCAGCUCCAGCUAUUAAGACGGAGCCAUCACCGGACUCUGAAGAAAGAGUGGUCAAGAAGGUGAAGGUGGAAGCGCCAGUGGAUGGGGAGGAUGGAGAGAGUGACGAAGACAUGGAAUUUGAAGACGUCUAG
Colletotrichum graminicola M1.001 is the source of this 1224-nucleotide messenger RNA. RefSeq names its product TFIIE alpha subunit. The coding region runs from base 1 to 1224 and encodes 407 amino acids. Gene Ontology annotation, biological process: transcription initiation at RNA polymerase II promoter; transcription open complex formation at RNA polymerase II promoter. The record is from RefSeq and is a predicted model, not a curated record. Gene Ontology annotation, cellular component: transcription factor TFIIE complex. NCBI's taxonomy places the organism in Eukaryota, Fungi, Ascomycota, Sordariomycetes, Glomerellales, Glomerellaceae. The transcript has 3 exons.